UCAUAACCAAAUUGAAUUCAUUUAAUCAAUGACGCAAUUCCUGAAAACUUGUUUCAUUAAUCAACUAGCGAGAAAUAUUAAUUGUUAAAGAUUAUCUUAUUCCAAUAUAAUAAUUACCACUGAUAAUGAUCGUUACAAUUGAUUAAGAUUAGUUUUUAAGCUUGAUUGAUAUGAUGACUGAGGCUCAGUUGAUUUAAUUGUUUCUUUGUGGAAACGUAUUAUUCAAGGAUAUCAACAAUUACUUAAAUUAAAUUUAUUGAAAAAAGAAAAUGAUUAACAUUAUUGUUACUCUAAGUUUAAUUGUUUGGGUUAAUUGUGAAAAUGUUUAUUCGCCACCCGAACCAAUUGAAAUUGAUACUAAACGAACUCCUUGUGAAUUAAUUGAAUCUCGCAAUUUUAUUUGUGAUCAACAUUGGAUCUUGACUGAUGAUGGUUACAUUUUAACCGCUCACCAUUUAAUUAAUCCAGUUCUGGUUUCAGCAAAUAUAACAACAAUUAAACCAGUAGUACUACAACACGCUCUUCUCGGAUCAGUUAAUCAUUUCCUGAUUAACGCUGAAGGUGGAUUUGCCUCUGAUUGGACUGACGAGCAAUCGAUUGAAGUUAAUUUAGCAAUCGAAGGGCGUAAUUUACCUUACCUAUUAGCUAAUUUAGGUUAUGAUGUUUGGAUAAUUAAUUCGAGAGGUAAUAAGUAUUCACGAAAUCACACUUGGCUCGAUCCUGAUUCCAAUUCAGAAUUUUGGAAAUUCUCAUAUGAUCAGAUGAUCAGUUACGAUGCUCCAGCGACAAUUGAUUACAUUUUACGUGAAACUGGACAUGAGACUUUGGCCUGGAUCGGCCAUUCGCAGGGUAGCAUGGUGCUUUUUGGUUUUCUUUCAGAGAAACCCGAGUAUUCAGCCAAGAUAAAACCUUUUAUCGCCCUCGCACCGGUCACAACCGUAGGUCACAUUAAAUCACCGAUUAGAUAUAUAGCCGAUAUACCGUUAAUCAAGUCAAUCGCUACUCUAAUUGGAGGGGAACUUAAUCUUCCUGAAACUUUGAUUAACCUUUUCGCUAAUCGAGUUUGCGAAUGGACUGGAAUCAAGGGAAUUUGUACUUCGAUUUUCUAUCUCUUCGGUGGUUACGAUCCUCAACAGUUCAAUACAACUCGUCUUCCGCUUUACAUUGCUCAUGGUUUCGAAGGCACUUCCUGGUGGAAUCUGGUUCACUUUGGACAGAAUAUUAAAAGUAAUCGAUUCGCUAAAUUUGAUUUCGGACUAAUUGGUAAUCUCCGUAAAUAUGGUUCAUGGAAACCACCACAAUAUAAUUUAGCUGAAAUCGACUCCAAGAAUAUUAUAUUAAUCUCUUCACCAAGCGAUCCAUUAGCUGAUCCAGAUGAUAUUGAACAAUUGCGAAAAUCGUUACAAGUUCCUAUCACUCAAUUCAUUGUUUCACAACCAAAGUUUUCACACUUGGAUUUCAUCUGGGGAAAAGACGUUUAUUCAAAUGUUUAUAAAAUGCUCGUUAAAUUGUUGAAAGAUUUUAGUUAAUCAAUCAAUCAAUUUAACUCAUUUGCUGUCAUUUCCAACCUUCGAUUUGAUUUAAUUCAUGAAAUACUUCCAAUAAAUUAUAUAGCUAUUUAAUUUUUCAUUCAA
This is a messenger RNA of Panonychus citri (citrus red mite), 1634 nucleotides long. RefSeq names its product gastric triacylglycerol lipase-like. The coding region runs from base 270 to 1529 and encodes 419 amino acids. Gene Ontology annotation, molecular function: hydrolase activity, acting on ester bonds. The transcript is spliced from 3 exons. The record is from RefSeq and is a predicted model, not a curated record. Lineage: Eukaryota; Metazoa; Arthropoda; Arachnida; Trombidiformes; Tetranychidae.